GCCGCGAUCCGCAAUUAAAGAUGAACUUUGGGUGAACUAAUUUAUCGGACCAAGGUAGGGUGGGCAGCGACCUGGGAAGGGUAUAAAAGGCGGCCCGCGGCGAGCCCGUCCCGCGCACUCGGAGCUCCGGGCUCGCUCCCCAGCCAUGGGCUUCUCCGCCCUGGUCGCCAGCGCCCUGUGCACCUUCCUGCUGCCCCUGCUGCUCUUUCUGGCCGCCGUCAAGCUCUGGGACCUGUACUGCGUGAGCGGCCGCGACCGCAGCUGCCCGCUGCCGCUGCCCCCGGGCACCAUGGGGCUCCCCUUCUUCGGGGAGACGCUGCAGAUGGUGCUGCAGAGGCGGAAAUUCCUGCAGAUGAAGCGUAGGAAAUACGGGUUCAUCUACAAGACUCACCUCUUCGGGCGCCCCACGGUGAGGGUGAUGGGCGCCGAGAACGUGCGGCACAUCCUGCUGGGCGAGCACCGGCUGGUGUCCGUGCAGUGGCCCGCCUCGGUGCGCACCAUCCUGGGCUCGGGCUGCCUCUCCAACCUCCACAACGGGCAGCACAAGCACCGCAAGAAGGUACGGAGCCAGCCCCGACGGACGGGCGGUGGGCGGCGGCCCCGGGCGCGGCGGCUGAACCCGUGUCCCCUUCCUCCUCCCCGUCCUCCCGGGCAGGUGAUCAUGCGAGCCUUCUCCCGGGACGCGCUGCAGCACUACGUGCCCGUCAUCCAGGAGGAGGUGAGCGCCUGCCUGGCGCGGUGGCUGCGCACCGCCGGGCCGUGCCUGCUGGUCUACCCCGAGGUGAAGCGCCUCAUGUUCCGCAUCGCCAUGAGGAUCUUGCUGGGCUUUCAGCCCCGCCAGGCCGGCCCCGACGGCGAGCGGCAGCUGGUGGAGGCUUUUGAGGAGAUGAUCCGCAACCUCUUCUCCCUCCCCAUCGACGUGCCCUUCAGCGGGCUCUACCGGGGCUUGCGGGCGCGCAACAUCAUCCACGCCAAGAUCGAGGAGAACAUCCGUGCCAAGAUGGCCUGCAAGGAGCCCGAGGGCGGCUACAAGGAUGCGCUGCAGCUGCUGAUGGAGCACACGCAGGGCAACGGGGAGCAGCUCAACAUGCAGGAGCUGAAGGAGUCUGCCACAGAGUUGCUCUUUGGGGGCCAUGAAACCACUGCUAGCGCUGCCACGUCCCUGAUUGCCUUCCUCGGGCUCCACCACGAUGUUCUGCAGAAAGUGAGGAAAGAGCUGCAGGUGAAGGGGUUACUGUGCAGUCCCAGCCAAGAGAAGCAGCUGGACAUGGAGGUCUUGGAGCAGCUGAAGUACACGGGCUGUGUCAUCAAAGAGACCCUCAGGCUGAGCCCUCCUGUUCCUGGAGGAUUUCGAGUUGCACUCAAGACCCUUGAGCUAAAUGGUUACCAGAUCCCUAAAGGGUGGAAUGUUAUUUACAGUAUCUGUGAUACCCACGAUGUGGCAGAUCUCUUUACCGACAAGGAUGAAUUUAACCCGGAUCGCUUCAUGUCUCCAUCUCCAGAGGAUUCCUCUAGGUUCAGUUUCAUUCCUUUUGGUGGGGGCUUGAGGAGCUGCGUGGGCAAAGAGUUUGCAAAAGUCCUUCUAAAAAUAUUUACAGUGGAGUUGGCUCGGAGCUGUGACUGGCAGCUGCUGAAUGGACCUCCUACAAUGAAGACUGGCCCUAUAGUGUACCCUGUGGACAAUCUGCCUACCAAAUUCAUAGGUUUCAGCGGCCAAAUCUGAGAGCUCCACACUUGUCUCUGGCUGGAUUUCUACAUGGCAUUUAUUAUGUACAUAGUAACUUUUUAUAGUAACAAAGGCCUUUAAAUAUUUAAACUUGUUAAUGUACAGUAGUUAUUUAUGUCCUCUAAAUAUUUCAAAAGGCUAUGAUAUUUUUUUCCUCCAAGCACUACAAUUAUGGGUCUCUGAUUCAUAAUUAGAUAAUGUUAUUUCUAUAGAAAUAAGUUUUCCCCUAUUUAAAAAUCUUACUCCGAGCUGGCCGGCUAAGCAUUUGAAGGCAUUUCAUGAUGGCAUAUGUAUUAAGAAAUACUUUUAAAGGCAUUUGAAACAAUGGUAACUAGCUGCUCAUCCAAAUUGCCUAAAACGGUUAUUGUUUGAGAAUG
Molecule: messenger RNA, 2103 nt
Organism: Cuculus canorus (common cuckoo)
Lineage: Eukaryota; Metazoa; Chordata; Aves; Cuculiformes; Cuculidae
Product: cytochrome P450 26A1
Exons: 6
Coding region: 146-1723 (525 amino acids)
Biological process (GO): sterol metabolic process
Molecular function (GO): iron ion binding; oxidoreductase activity, acting on paired donors, with incorporation or reduction of molecular oxygen; heme binding
Source: RefSeq, a predicted model, not a curated record